This is a messenger RNA of Tympanuchus pallidicinctus (lesser prairie-chicken), 9689 nucleotides long. It is a transcript of the gene RAB11FIP4, whose product is annotated as RAB11 family interacting protein 4. Gene Ontology annotation, cellular component: endocytic vesicle; midbody; recycling endosome membrane. Gene Ontology annotation, biological process: endocytic recycling; regulation of cytokinesis. The record is from RefSeq and is a predicted model, not a curated record. Gene Ontology annotation, molecular function: calcium ion binding. Lineage: Eukaryota; Metazoa; Chordata; Aves; Galliformes; Phasianidae. The transcript has 15 exons. Bases 149 to 2032 code for a protein of 627 amino acids.
UCCCCGGCUCUCCUCCUUCCUUCCCUCCCUCUCUUCUCCCGCGCUCGCCGUCCCCUCCCGCCCCGCUCCUCGGAGCUGAUGUCACGCGCCCGCUGAAGGCGAUGAUGGCUGCUGCGGCCGCGCCGCCGGCCUCCAGCUAACGGCCGCGAUGGAGCCGGCCGGCCUACUGCGGUUCCUGCGGAAGCUCAAGGAGGUUUUCGACGUUUGCGACGAGGAUGCGGACGGCUUCAUCCGGGUGGAGCAUUUCGUCGCCCUGGGGCUGCAGUUCGGCCAAGGUGAUGAGGUGGAAAAACUGGCAAAGUACUUGGACCCAAAUGAUUUGGGAAGAAUCAAUUUUAAGGACUUCUGCCAUGGAGUUUUUGCUAUCAAAGGCUGUGAAGAGUUACUGAAUGAUGUUCUGUCCCCUGAAAACUCUGGGCCUCAGCACUAUGAGCUGCAGUAUGAUGAUUACUAUUACCAGGGUGGUGAAAUCCAGGACUGCACCUACUUGGACAGCGAAGGCAUCUACAGCGAGCCGGAGCUGUUCCCUGAUGAGGACGCGAUGACUCUGGCACAGCAGGAGGUGCACCAUGAGUCUGACAUGGACAGUGCCAUUGAGAGCGCCCAGAGCUCAGAGGCCUCCGACGUGUGUCGGGGCGAGGAGAAGGAUGGCAUGCUUGGUGUCCUGUUUCUGCCUGGUGACAAGGCAAGUCCUCACAACCCUUCUGCAGCAUCUGACCUCUCCACUUAUUCCACCGCCUCUCUGAUCAGUAAUGAAGAGCAGUUUGAAGACUAUGGGGAAGGAGAUGAUGUGGAUUUUACUCCCAGUAGCCCCUGUCCUGAUGAUGAGACCAGAACCAACGCCUACUCUGACCUUGGCUCAUCUGUAUCUUCCAGUGCUGGCCAAACACCCCGAAAAAUGAGGCAUGUUUAUAACAGCGAGUUACUGGAUGUUUACUGCUCACAGUGCUGCAAAAAGAUAAAUCUACUCAACGAUUUGGAAGCCAGGCUGAAAAACUUGAAAGCGAACAGCCCUAACAGGAAAAUAUCAAGCACAGCUUUUGGAAGACAGCUCUUCCACAAUAGCAACUUCAGCAGCAGUAAUGGCAGCACAGAAGACCUGUUCAGAGAUAGUAUAGACUCCUGUGAUAAUGAUAUAACUGAAAAGGUAACAUACCUAGAAAAAAAGGUUACAGAAUUGGAAAAUGAUAACCUGACUAAUGGUGACCUGAAGAGCAAACUGAAACAAGAGAACACGCAGUUAGUUCACAGGGUUCAUGAGCUGGAAGAGCUACUGAAAGACCAAGAGACAUCAGCAGAACAAACCCUGGAAGAAGAGAUAAAGAGACAUCGAGAAGCUUAUAGCAAGUAUGAAAAAGAGAAAGGCACGGAAAUUGAACUGCUAAAUACGAGGGUUCAGCAGCUGGAAGAAGAAAAUGGUGAGCUGAAAACCACCGUCAUGCGACUGAAAUCACAAACAGAGAGAUUAGAUGAGGAAAGGCAACGCAUGUCAGAUAGGUUGGAGGACACCAGUCUGCGACUGAAGGAUGAGAUGGAUUUGUACAAGAGGAUGAUGGACAAACUGCGACAGAACAGGCUGGAAUUUAACAAGGAGAGGGAAGCCACACAGGAGCUCAUUGAGGACUUGCGAAAGGAGCUGGAGCACUUGCAGCUCUACAAGCUGGAAUGUGAGCGUCCUGGACGUGGGAGAAGUUCCUCAUCCAGCGUGAGUGAAUUCAAUGCUAAAACCAGAGAGGUGGAAAUGGAGCAUGAAAUAAAACGGCUGAAGCAGGAGAAUCAGAAACUUCGUGACCAAAAUGAUGAUCUUAAUGGACAAAUUCUUAGUCUGAGUAUCUAUGAAGCUAAAAAUCUCUUUGCAACACAAACAAAAGCCCAGUCACUGGCUGCUGAGAUUGACUCUGCAUCUAGAGAUGAGCUCAUGGAAGCCCUUAAAGAACAGGAAGAGAUCAAUUACAGAUUGCGACAGUAUAUGGACAAGAUCAUUCUGGCAAUCCUAGAUCACAACCCAUCCAUCUUGGAAAUAAAGAAUUGAAGUGAAUACAAAAAAGAAAAGCAGCAACUGCCCUAUAUUUCUGCACAUGCCACUGGAUCUAAACAACACUCUGAUACUGUAAAUUAGCCUAUAAAUAUAUAUAUACACUACAUGUGAGUGUGGGUGCGCGGGUGUGUUUAUAUGACAUUUGGUACACUGUUAUUUGUCACUGACUUGGCUUGGUUAGACUUCCUUGCACUUUCAAUACCUGUGUCAAGAUAGAUACUGUAUAUUAAUGUAAUAACAAUAUAACUGGAUUAUGCUGUUUUAGAUACUGGACAAAAUGACUCUACCUCUAGUUGUAAAGGUGGAAGAAAGACAAUGGAAACAUAUGGAUGUGACCCUAACUUUAGGAGCAAGAUUUGUUCUUUCGUUCUUCCUGGAAUUUGGGUAUCACAAAGCAAACAUUAUACCCAGGUUCAGUCCCUAACUGGUACUGACUGUGUCAUUUCCUAUUCAAUUGAGCUUUAUUACUUAAGAAACACCCAGGAAAAGAACAUUUGUGGAAAAGAGACAAAGUAAAAAGAGAAGUGGAAGAAAUGGCUGAGUUUUUGCUAUCUGUAAAAUCACUAUCCAUUUGUUUGCCACUGUCAGCACCAAGUUUCUAUAGAAAGCUAUAGAAGAUCACUCUGCUUUGGGAUGCUUUGAGCCAACCCACUCUUUUGUGUGUGUGUGUGUGUGUGUGUGGGCACAUGUGUAUAUUUUAUGCCAGGGUUCCUGUAGCACUGAGGCUAGGAAUCUCUUCAACUCUAUUCCCCUAUUUUCAGGGGUUCAUUGUAGAAUGGCGUGGGCCGGAAAGGACUUUAAAGCUUGUACAGAUCACGCCACCUACUCUAGGCAGGAUUGCCACCUACUGGAUCAGGCCAGCCUGGCCUUGAAUGCAUCCAGAGAUGGGGCAUCCAUAACUUCUCAAGGCAGGCCUGUUCUGCCUCUCCACCCUCUAGGUAAAGAAUUUCCUCUGAACAGCUGACUGGAAUCUCCCUCCCCUGCUUUUCAAACCCAUUCCCUUUGUCCUGUUAUAAUCAGAUUGUGUAAAAAUGGAUCUCCCUCUCGUUUAUAAGCUCUUUUUCAGUACUAAAGGCUGAAGUGAGGUUUCCCUGGAGCCUUCUCCAGGCCCCACAAGCCCAGCUCCUUUGGCGUUCCUUCCCAGGAGGUGAUUUGGCCCUUGCAUCUCCAUGGCCUUCUCUGGACUCAUUCUUAACAGCAGCACAUCUUGUGCUGGUCACCAUAUGCCAGGUGGGGCCUUGAGGGCAGAGCAGAGGGGGACAAUCAGCUCCCUCACCUUGCUGGCCACCCCUCUUUGGGUUGGCCCAACACACAGUUUUUGUCCAUCAGGAUCCCCCCAAGUUCUUCUCUAUAGGGCUGCUGUCAAUGAGUUGUUCUCACAGUCUGUGCUCACGUCUGGGGUUGCUCUGGCCGAGGCACAGCACCUUGUGCUUGGCUUUGCUCAACCUCAUUUGGUUCAUGUGAGCCCACUUCUUGAGCCUGUCCUUCUCGAGUCCUUCUGCAGCACGUGGGCCAUUCAAAUGGAUUCUGCAAUCCCAUAUCUUCGUAAUUUUAAAUGUUUCACAGAAGGAGCAUAUUUCAGUUCUAAAAAAAUAAUAAUAAUAAAAUAUGUGUUGUUUUCUCACCAUCAGACACUGCAUUGCUUGGAGAGUGGCAUUUUGUGGACAAGCUGUGGGAAGGGCCAUCUGGGUCCUGUCAUGGUGAUAGGAGAAGCCUCAUGUGAAGUGGCUUUUACUUAUAGGGCAGUAAAAAAUAGAAGAGCUUGGUCUUGCAUAAGUUGUCAACCCGGGCUGAGUACACACGUGCUUGUCUGAAGCUCUGAACAGGGAAUGCAUUCUGGCUUACGUGAGCAGUUGUAUGAGUGCUUAACUUUAAAUGCAUGCUGUGACUGCUCAUAGAAGUCAGUGGGACAGGACAUAAAGCUUUAAAAUUGAGUGUGUGCUCAGCUGCUGCCUUAAGUAGAGAUGGACUUCAACGUGUGCCUGUGUUUUCCUUGGCUGGAUCUCUGUGAUGUAGUGCUAGGACCUUUUUAAUUAGUGAUGUAGCUUAUGUAGAAGAAGCUUAUGGCAUUGUCUGAUAAUUGAAUGCUUAGAAGAUUUUUAUUCCGUGCACUUUUUUUUUUUUAACUAAAAAUUUUACACUUCAAAAUUCUUUUUGAUUGAUGCCAACUGGCACAGAAAGUAGGCCCUUCCUCAUAGUGAUGUGGCUCUUCCCACUGCCCAGAGCUGUUCCCUCUAUUGAAUGCGCUCCGCAGGAGAAUGUGACAGUAGCAGUGACUGUGCUUUUCUGUGUAUAUCUUGCUGUUGGCAGCCUUGCCCCUAGUAUUCUCUUGCUGUGUCUUGGUGUGUGUGUGUGAUGCAUUCUUCCUCAAUUUGAAUACAUAUCUGUAUUCAGUUAUGGGUGUAAAUAUAUAUAUAUAUAUUUUUCUGUAGUUUUUGUGCUCUUGCCUUCAGUGACGUGUUACUGGAGUGUUGGGAAGGGGAGGGGGGGAGGUACUGAAAUUAGGCUGUCUUGAAGGCAAGAAAAUAAAAACAAUUUGUUUCUAUGUAUCUGCAAUAGGCAGGUGUAAAGUAACUGGAAAGCCAGAGGGACCAGAGGAAUAAUGAUGGGAUGCAGCAUCCCAGAAGCAAAGAAGUCAGUGGGACUUCAGUGCGCUGGGAGAAAUGUUACAGUCUCCAUCAAACAGUGAUGUCUCAGGGCUGGAUUCCUGAGGCCGCAGGGUAAUCUGAAGGAAGGGAUUUAAAGACUGUCUCUCUACCAGCUGGGAAUGGUGUAAAAUGCUCUGUGCUAAAUUGCAGCAGCUUCUGUUUGUGGAGAAACAGGUGGAUCACCCCUCAGUACGCCCUGUUCCACCACUGCUGCUUCUGGAUGUGCCACCCAGCAGGUAGGAGAAAAACAGUUAAAGCAGCUUGGUGCUACCUACAGAUACCUGCCAGGAGGACUCCUCGCCUGUGAUGCAGUGAUGAUGUCUUCAUCUGCAUGGUGCUGUUAGUGAAUUGUGCCAAGGACUUUGCUCUUCUUGUAGGCCACUGAGGACUGUUUCAGUUGUUGGGUGGCUGUUGCUAACGUCCUGUGUCGUGCAGGGCUGGGUGAGCCAGCAGCCCUGUUAAUGGGGCUUCCUGCUUGGUAAGUUACACUUCUGUCCCUCUCUCCUGCUCUGGAUUUACGUGUAAGUGAAGCUGUUGCAGGUCAGACUGGUGACUGAAUGUUUUUCUCCUGAAUAUUUUGAAGUAAACUGGACUCAAUUUUAAAAUUUUAAUAACUUGAAGCCCAUUCUUGUUAGGGUAGAACAUCAGCAAAUGUUGAGGACUAGGACUAGUUUGCAGAAAACUGUGCUGAGCACUUGGGAAGCAAUGCGCACAGCUGGCUUCACUGAACCUGCAGAGCUGAAGGACACGAGUGGAAGAAAUGAAUGUGGUAAUAUGCAAGAUUCUGUGCAGGUAAAUAUGUAAAAAGUUAAUAGUUACUGAUAGUAACUCACCACUGAGUGGCUGCAAUCCUGGAAAUGGCACACUAGCUGAGGGUGCACAGCAGUGAAUUUCCUACAGAUUUGCAGGACUUCUCAUUUAGCUCUGCACCCACUGGCUUUAGAAUUUAAAAGGUGUUCGUUCCUUGCUCCACGGUGUUGGCAUUUGAAGAGUUUUCUUACCACCACGUUGGUGCUGUUUGUAGCUUUGUUGUAGUGCAAAGAAGUUUCAAUUCCGUACGUGUGGAGCUGUUGGCGUGGUACUGCUUUCAAUUAGCUCUCAAAUACAUAUGCAGACCCUUACUCUGUGUUGCAGGUGAUGUGAGUUGGAGGUGGGAGAUCCAUUCCUUUGGCAGAUACACUUUCCUCUACGGUAUCCACCUCUAAAAAUAAUUAGAUGGUAAUUGCAUCUUUAAGCUGUCUGAUAGCAGCUCCCCAGUAACUACAGGCACUAGAACAAACCUGGGAGAACCCUUCUAUCCUGCAAAAUCAGUCAUCACGUCUUAUGACAUAAAGGUAACUUGGCAGUAAGAUCAUCUUUGGUGGGUCACUGGAACAGUGGGGAGAGUAAUUGGGUACCAGUUUUCCAAAGUAUGUAUAUUUCAGUCAAUAUUUCGAACAGAAAUAAGGUAUAAUCUCAUUCUAGCAAUACUCAAAUGCAGCAAAUGUUCUUGUGUUAAAAUCAUGAUUCUCAUUUAACCCUCAGGGAUGCAAACACAAUCCAAGGUACUAUCUCUUGAUCUGCUCUUUAGCUCCUUAUACUGUAGGAUCUGAAAAGCUAAACGAUAUUCUGAUCAAACUAAUUGCAAACCACUGCAGGUAUUUUUGUAUGGUGGAAAAAAGAAAACGAGUUGCUCCUGGCUAGCAGCAGUCCUUGGCCAGGCUGAUCACACUCACAGGUGCUGUGGAAAAAUACCUCUUCCAAAAGUUGCACUUAGGAGUUCCUGAAAUGUGGUCUUUCAAGGUUUGCUGAUAUUGGCUGCUUCACUCCAAAUACCAGCCUUCAGCUUCUGGUUUCAGAGCGUGGUGCUGACUUAAAACUAGAUUGACAGCAAAGCAUUUUUCAGCUUUUUUAGUAACUUGUAAUAAAGACUCAAGUUGUUUGCUGUGUUUUGAAAUGUGACAGUGACAAACUGUGGCCAUCCAAUCUGUUUGUAAGAGUCUUCAAUACACAGAUUUGUAGCAAGUGUCAAAAAGAUCCAUACAGUUUUGCUGCCAAAACUUUCCUUUUAUGGUCUUGGGAGAAAUUCAGAUGUUUCCCAGCCAGCUCUGUAGGCAUUUGAGUGCAGUGUCACUAAUUAAUGGGUAUAUCAGCAAGCACCUUGCUGUCUGACUGCAGCAAGGCUCUGUUCUACUCUCCAGAAGGGAUCUUGGCCUGCUGUAUUUAGACUGCCUAAUCUGUUUAGGAAUUGAAAGGUGUGUGUAAACCUCGACCGUGGCCUGCAGCAGUCGCUGUGCAGAAGUCUCCAGGUCAUGAUGCUAACGGCAUGUGAUGGGUCUAAGAACUAGAAUUUACAAGUAAAUACUUCUUUUCAGUGGCAGUGGAUAGACAGUGGUUUUUUCUCACAUACUGCAUGGUGCGGGAUGUUUUCCAAGGAAGGAAGGAAGCAGCAGCUGAUCUGACACUUUCCAGGUCGGUGGCUUAUGUUGAUUUCAGUGAAAAGCAGUAACUGCAUUGGUUCUGGCAUAAGCAGUAAUAUUCAUACUCUUGCUAGGUCGUUUGUUACUCAAGGAACAUAUUCAAGAAAGCAGGACUGCUUACGUAGCCAGCAGCUGAUCUUGAAGGAAAGGAAAUGUUCAGCAGCUGCUGGCACGUUGUUCCUUGGCAGCACCUUGGGAUUGUUUUCUCAGUAUUUCUCAAUCCAAAAUAUUGAUCCCAGGGCAGUUUGCCAUUGAAGUGUGGAGUGUGUGUGAGUUUCUUCUCAUUUAUUGAAGCUUUGCACAUACAUUGGCUGGAAUCCUAUAAUCCUUGCAAGGGUUCUGUUCUGCACAGAGGGAGGCUUCGCUGGGGCUUCUGUGGUUAUUCUCUGUUUUAGGAGACAGUGUUGGUUCAGCUGAGCACUACAAACAAAAUCUUUCAGUAAUUUAACCAAAGGCUUGUGUGUUAGCACACAAUAAUGCGGAACUUGAGCUGUGGAUUAUAUUUAUUAGGGUUUUUUUUAUUAUAUAGUGACUAGAAGAGGUGUGAAAUCCCCAUUGUGAGUAACUUGUUGUCCUUUUAAAAAGAUUUAGAGAAAAUUCUCACCUACUGCCUCUCACCCUUUGUUUUCUAUAACCACUAAAGGAAGAAAAAAGAGAGAAGGGAAGAGUUCUGUUAUGCUUGGGGAAAAAAAUAAAAAGAAAUGAAAAAGGAAGAACUGAUGGCUCCCGCAGAGGAACCUCUCGUGGCUCCCCUUAGCACUGAGAAAUGUUUCUUUUUUUUUUUUUCUUUUCCAUCUGAGAUCUCAUUUGUGGUCAUUCAGUCUUCUGUAUCAAAAAAAAAAAACAGCAGUUGCUGGUUGAACACUGAUGGACAAAGUUGAGGUUUACUGAGGGUUAAAAUAUGGAUGAGUGCUUUGCACAGACCAGCUCAGUUAUCCGUGAUUCGUGCACGUCAGUGGUGAUCUGUCUGGGAGGGCACCUAAUACUGAGUUGGUGCUCUCAGAAAAGGCUCUUUCAGGCUUGCUGGAGCUCCUUGAGGGUGGGCUUUGUUCAUGUGCUCCUCGUGCUUGCACCCCUUCAAUGAGACAGGUUGCAGAGCCAAGGGCUCUGCCCUUAUUUGCAGGGGAGGACGAAGGAAGCUGUUCCUGCUGUGUUUGCAGCAUGCCAAGGAGCAGCCCCUGCUGAGGCUGAGGGAAAUGCCACCUCAGUCUCACUGCGAGGCUGAACUCCGUCCUGGACAGACAGCACUGGGGCAUCCCUGUAAGCUUUACCUCAGUUCUGAAUAGCUAUCCAGUGGCAUGCUGUAAUUGUACACUGUUUGCAGGCACAAACCUACUGGCUUAGCCUAGCAAGCAUAACUUACGGAUAAUGCUGCCCAUUCAGCAGGUUGGGUGAGUGCAGGCAGUUUGUGACAGUGUUACAUUGCCUUCCUUAUGCAUUUGUCUUUUUCUUUUUUUUUCCUUUGGUUUAUUGGCUUCGGUCUUGAAUUUUAUUUUAUUUUUUUUUCAACUGUGAGAGCAGCACACACUGAAACAUGUAACUAGGGAGAGAAUAUCUUUUAACUUAAACUUUAGCCUAGUGAGGAAAGCAUUAAUAACCACGGACUUCCUUGGUAUAUUUUGGCUACCUACCCCUAGGAUCUGUGUUUGUUUCUUAUGUAGGUGUUGUUAGUGGUGCAACUGUGACAUUGGAGCUUUCACAUCACUGCUCUCAGCAGAGUGAAAUUCACCCUGGCAAACCUCUGCAAAGCCCUCUGUGCCCUGGCCAGGGGCAGGGGUUGCUCUGGUCGGUGCACAUUCCAUACACAGUAAGUAGUGGAUGCAGAAGGGCUGCAGUUACUCUUCCACCUUACACCACCCAACAUCAGCUCCAUUUGAUUUAACGCUUUAUCCUUAGCUAAAUCAUUCUGGCUUUGGAGAAGGGAGAUUGGAAGGGAGAAUUUGGUAUGGUGUGAACACUUCACUGUGCUACGGGACAGUAAAUGUUGCACUUACAGUAUGUUUCAAUACUGUGAUAUUCUGAGAAUUACUGUAAAACCACUUGUGGGAGCCGUUUGUUUUGCUUUGUUGCACAGGUUGUACUUACAUUUUUGCAUGGUUAUACAUUUUAGUAUUCGUGCCUUUUACUUCUCUGUUGUGAGAAUGCAUUGUAUUUUCACAUUUCGUCUGCUGUUUUGGGUACUUUUUAUAAAAGCUUUUUUUUUUUUUUUUUCAUUUGAUCUUCAUCUCAGAUUUUCAUGUAAUGUAAAUGUCUGUAUAUAUAAAAUAGCUCAGAUUUGUAUUCAUGUGCCUGAGAUGUAAAAAAUACUCAUUUUAUACAGGUUUUUUUAGAAGCACUAGGUCAUGUUCAGAAUUCCUUAGCAAAUGAAAUGUAAUUUAAUCAGCAGUUCUUUGUCUUGUUUUAGCAGUGUGCUGUCAGGUGGCCGGUCUCUUUAUGGCAGUAUCUCACACACUCCCUGGAUCUGUUCUGGUGUCACUAUGAGACCAAUUUUAUCUGCUUGUUAGUUUUGGUUAAUUGGAAAUAAAACACCCAGCUGUGUGUUAA